Darwinula stevensoni is the source of this 315-nucleotide messenger RNA. The record is from the annotation of a GenBank genome assembly. Lineage: Eukaryota; Metazoa; Arthropoda; Ostracoda; Podocopida; Darwinulidae.
UUUCUAGGCAAGGCAACAUGCGCCAUAAUCACCCUCCUCGAAUACGAAUGGUUUCACUCAUGGGAAAAAGAAAACUUGAAUCAUCGGGGUGACCGUUACGAGGAGAUCAAGAAGACCAUCGGCCACGGGCUCAUCGACCAAGCGUGCAAGCUCUUCCCGCAAAUGCAGGACAAGAUCGACCUCGUCGUAAUUGGAUCCCCUCUGAGCCACAACUAUUACCUGGGAAACACAGUGGGAGACAUUUAUGGCCUUCAUCACAACUUGGAACGAUUCAAACUCGAAAUUCAAGCCUUGCUCCGUCCUGAAACUGGCAUC